This is a messenger RNA of Fonsecaea erecta, 699 nucleotides long. RefSeq lists its product as hypothetical. NCBI's taxonomy places the organism in Eukaryota, Fungi, Ascomycota, Eurotiomycetes, Chaetothyriales, Herpotrichiellaceae. Bases 1 to 699 code for a protein of 232 amino acids. The transcript has a single exon. The record is from RefSeq and is a predicted model, not a curated record.
AUGUCGAGCAGUCUACUUCAUGCCACCCCAGAAAGAUAUAUCACUGGUGCCGCGCUCUGUGCAUUUCCCAACGUCUGUUUAAAGCGAGAAGAUUUCCUUUCCACGACUGUGAUCAAACCACCUCGCCCUAACAGCAGUCCCAACCCUCCUAGUUCUGGACUGUCUGAACUUGUUGAAGACGUUGAUGUGAUGUUUUCUCGCACCUCAAAUUGGUCUGCCAGGAAGAAGCUGCUAGAUCUGGAAGAGAUGGUUACUCUGAGUGAAUUGGGACGAUAUUCUCCUCCCUGGCAACAAAGCCCAGACAUUUCCGAGUCCACCUUCGAGCCCGCAGAAGAAGGAGACAACGACGACGAUGAACGUUACGAGGAGACUGUACAGGCACAAUCUUCAAAGUACGAUGUGAAACCACCUGCGAGGCAUUCCACUCGAUUUGAGCCCUGGUCGGCUCCUCCACGUUCCACUCCUCGAUCCGCCUUGAGAAGUCCUGAAAACAAUGUGGAUGAUGUCGAAGAGCCAGGCCCUCCUGAGCACAAUCUUCGAAAGAGGACACUUCAACAAACAAACCCUUACAAGUUCGACAAGCAUCGCCAUCAACUGUCCUGGAAGACCGGCCGCGAAGCCAGCUCAAACAAGGUGGAAACAGCAGUCAGAGAAGAGAUUGGCGUGGUCGAUAAACAAAUGACAACGAAGAAGCCCUGA